CCUCAAUUGCUUUGAUAAAUGAUCUUAAUAGAUAUCAUAAAACUAUUAAUAAAAGUAAUUUUCAAAUAUGUACUGCCAAUUCUAUUUACAUCGUUUAUUAUUUAUGAAUGGCCAAACUUGAAUGCCAAUCAGGCCAGAAUUUUAAUGAGUAUAAAUGUAGUGUUGAUAGUAAGGCUAGAAAAUUGUUUUGCAUUUUAUAGGUUUUUAUUUGUAGUAAAGUAGAUUCUAUAAACAGAAAAGUAGAUUUGAAUAUGAAAUGACAAUUUUUUUAGCAACUGUGAAAGUUGUGAAUUCAUUCCAAGCUCAGCCUGCCAGUGAAUCAAUUUACAUUAUAGUACAUUACACAAUUAAUAGAUUUGUGAAUGGGUUUUCGAUUUGUUUCUACUAUCCAAUGCUCUUUGUUAUGCUUUCUCUUUUUGCACAAUUAUAAUUUUUGUUCUUAUAGUGAUUUUUGGACUUAUUAGAGGAGAGAUUCCUAUUGUAAACAGAGCAUUAUCUCCAGAAGAACUUUAGAGAUUGACACGAAAACCAUGGGUUGAAUAUCAAGUCUAAUAAUAAGAAGAUUGUCCUAUUUGUUUGUGUUAAUUAGAAUAAAUGGAGAUAGUCGUACAAUUACCUAAAUGCAACCAUUAUUUUCAUGAUACUUGCAUUGAUGAAUGGCUUAAUACAAAACCUUUAUGUCCAUCCUGUAGAAAUAAUGUCAGAAUUGCAUUACUAAAUGAUUGA
Molecule: messenger RNA, 726 nt
Organism: Paramecium sonneborni
Lineage: Eukaryota; Ciliophora; Oligohymenophorea; Peniculida; Parameciidae
Source: the annotation of a GenBank genome assembly